CGUCAGUUAGGGUCUUCUGGUAAACAAACGAAUGCUUGUGGCUUCUUAUAUAAAUCUCCAUUUCAUUCUUCACUUCCGAAGGAAAAGUGAUUGUUGCAACUUGCAAGCUCUACUCCGGAAGCUCCGAUGGCGGCCAGAAAUGCUAUUCUGAAGCAUCUGAGAGUGAAUGUACAAGGGCGAAGUCAAGCUCCAUUCGUUUUCUCGUUCAAUCUCCUUCGGCGCCAUUUCUCCGAGGAGAUUAGGGGCUCCUUCCUCGACAAAUCAGAGGUUGCUGAUCGCAUAAUCAACGUCGUUAAGAACUUUCAGAAGGUUGAUCCUUCCAAGGUUACUCUAACUGCCCAUUUCCAGAAUGAUCUUGGACUUGACAGUUUGGACACUGUAGAGGUUGUGAUGGCUCUUGAAGAAGAGUUUGGGUUUGAGAUUCCUGACAAUGAGGCAGACAAGAUCAGCUCCAUCAAUCUUGCUGUUGACUUCAUUGCUUCCCAUCCCCAGGCAAAAUAGAGUUGGUGCUUUGGUUGGCCUUUAUUUCUCCCCCUUUUUGUUUAGAUCCUUUUGCUCUUUUUAUUCCUGAGAGGAUACAGAUACAGAGAACUGGAAUCUUUGCCAAGUUGCUUCCUCUAAAUGCGUAGAAGAAACUAGAAUUUUUGCAUGUUCAUUAGUUUCGGUUGAUACUUGGAUUGCUUCUGUCUUUGGCAUCUGGUUAAAUAAGGGGGAAGAUAGAUACCUGUUACUUACUUUAA
Molecule: messenger RNA, 740 nt
Organism: Nelumbo nucifera (sacred lotus)
Lineage: Eukaryota; Viridiplantae; Streptophyta; Magnoliopsida; Proteales; Nelumbonaceae
Gene: MTACP2
Product: mitochondrial acyl carrier protein 2
Biological process (GO): fatty acid biosynthetic process
Cellular component (GO): mitochondrion
Molecular function (GO): acyl carrier activity; acyl binding
Source: RefSeq, a predicted model, not a curated record